Molecule: messenger RNA, 3410 nt
Organism: Cuscuta campestris
Lineage: Eukaryota; Viridiplantae; Streptophyta; Magnoliopsida; Solanales; Convolvulaceae
Source: the annotation of a GenBank genome assembly
AGGGUGUACAUACUCGAAUACGACAUAACGUUUGAAGGAACCGAAUGAAUCAACAACGUCAACAAACGGUCGUCAAACUAUUGACCUUCCGACUUCCAAACGGCUUCUUGAGUUUCGAUUUCUUCUCGCGAAUAUGUUACAUGGGCUGUGGUUAGUCGCCACGCACCCAACGAAUAGUGGAUUGGAUGAGACAGAACGAGAAUGAAGACGCAAGUUGCAAACCUCGCGUUUUCCGUCGCCACUGGACAAGUAUUGGUAAAAUGGCUGUAUUGCCUUCGUUACUCGUCCAAUUGACGAACAGUUUGCAACUGUGGCUCACCGACUCGCAGGGCUACAACUUUGGUCAAGAAACCAUGACCAAAAAGGCUUCCUCCGACAGUCCAACCUCUCUGUUAACGCUGGAAGAUAUCAUGCACACCAUAACCGAUAUACAGAAGGACUUGCAUGCAACGAAAGCACGGGUGACCGAGCUCGCUAUUGCCAAGGUAGACGAUCCCUCCGACAACCACCGUUCUCCAUUCAUGUGGUGGCGUCCUCCGUCUUCCCGCACUACCUCCAACAGUGCCGAUCCAGUGCCGUGCAUGCGUGUAGAUGCUCCUCGUUUCUCGGGCGACGAUCCUACGGCCUGGAUUUUCAGGAUCCAAAAGUACUUUGACUACUCUCUUACGCUAGAAGCAGAGCGCCUCCAAUUGGUCUCCAUGUUGAUCAAUCACCCGACCUCCGAUUGGUUCCAUUACUAUCAAUCCAACACCUACGACGCUUCAUGGGCAGAUUUUUUGGUGGCAGUGCAACCGCGUUUUGAUCCGCAUUAUUAUGAAAACUACAUCGGAUUAUUGUCUAAAUUGACUCAAACUUCGUCCGUGUUGGACUAUCAAACGUCCUUAGAGUCUUUGCUUAAUAAAGUUUCAGGCGUUCCGGAAGCAAUGUUGAUAUCCAUGUUUGUGGCCGGCUCUGAGCAACCCAUUCAACGAGAGAUAAAUCUUCGUAACCCCACCACGUUGCAAUCUACUUUUGCUUUGGCCCGCGAAUUGGCCGCCUGUCAUCAAGAAGCCGCAACGGCGUUUGGUUCCCCUGCCCACAUGCCCUGGUCCAAUCUGCCACCACCCACAGGAGCGGCUGGCAUCCUCUCUACUCCAAAGUCGGGUGUUCGGCCCAACCCUACAGAGUCGGGGGCAUCGAACCGUGCCGCCGAUGCACUAUCCCGUCGUGAAGAUGACGCCGAGGUAGCAGCCAUGUUCUUGACUUAUGCACGGCCCCUACCCAAGCUACUGGAGGCCGUCGCUGCUGAGAACACAAUGGACCCCGAACUCCGCCAACUUCAUGAAGUCGUGGCGACGGGGACAACAAAACCGGGUUUUACAGUGCAUUCCGGCAUCCUCUACUAUCACCACCGUCUGGUCCUGACCUCAUCCUCUCCUCUUCGCCCCAGCUACUGGCCAAGUACCACAGCUCCCCGAUGGCCGGACAUUAAGGUGAAUGCUCAUCACCAGGAGGUUUCUUAUGCCGUCGGUGAUUUGGUCUUUUUAAAGCUCCGACCGUAUCGCCAACACUCUGUCGCGCGGCCACUCUCAACCAAGCUCUCUCGGCGGUUUCAUGGGCCUUUUCCCAUUUUGGAACGGGUCGGUCAGGUCGCUUACAGAUUACAACUUCCUCUGGAUUGCCGUAUUCACAAUGUCUUCCAUGUUUCUCUCCUGCGCCCCUUUGUUCAAAAUGGUGAGAAUAUCCCUCCGGUCUCCCUCCCAGCAGAUUUCUAUAAAGGCUGUCCGGUUUUGGUCCCUGUGAAGGCACUUGCGGCUCGGACCGUUUUGGUGGAUGGUUUCCCGCAAGACCAGUGGCUGAUUCGGUGGUUGGAUGGCGGGCCGGAAAACAGUACGUGGGAACCUGUUGCCGACGUCCAAUGCCAUUUCCCAGCUCUCGGCCUUGAGGACAAGGCCGUUUCCGACCAGGGGGGUUCAUACGGGGGUUGUCCUCGAUCAUACCGACCCAACAGAUCGUUUUGGUUCCGCAACGCGUUUGUCCAAAGCGGUCCAUUCGGGCCCCUAAAUACGAGCGACAAGCAAAAGAUGGCCUAUUCCGGCGACGCGGCGGCAGAGGCGGCGGCGAAGAAGAAGUACAAAGGCGUGAGGAUGCGAAGCUGGGGGUCAUGGGUGUCGGAGAUCCGGGCGCCAUAUCAGAAGACAAGAAUAUGGCUGGGCUCAUACUCCACCCCGGAGUGCGCCGCCAGAGCCUACGACGCCGCACUCCUAUGCCUCAAAGGCCCCUCCGCCGCCGCCUCUCUCAACUUCCCCCACCACCUCUCCUCCUACCCCAUUCCCCCUUCUCCCCCCGGCGCCGUCUUCUCCCCCAAAGCCAUCCAGCGCAUCGCCGCUGCCUCCGCCGCGAAUUCGCCGCAUUGGGAAGAAGCAGCGGCGGAGACAGACGGCGACGUGGAAUAUUGCAUGGACGACGUCAUCAUCGGUGGGGAAUUGGAAGUUCAUUCCCCUCGCCGUCAUGAGCAAACUCCGGCUGCCAUAAUGGCGGCGCAGUGCAGCUGGUACAACUUUGACUCCCCAAAGUACAGCAACAUGUUCGCUAACGACGGCUUCUUUGCCGGCGACCCACAGUUGAUUGAUCAAAUUUCUUUAGAUGAUAUUUUUUGUAUGGCAGUGUUUAUUUCUAAAAUGGACUCUGCAUUUGACAAACUCAUUGAUUUGCUGGAAAAAGUUCUUUAUGGAGAAAUUGAGCAUGAUGAAGGAGUGUGUAUGGUUUUUGAUCAUGUGUAUGAGAUCAGUAUGACAGUCAUCCAGAACCUCACUAGUGCCCCACUUUCUCCACCAAAUUUGGCUCUUGUGGUCACCGUACAAAACACUGAGUCUCAUGUAGAGGAAUUAAAGGAUGACACAAAUGUCGAAUCACAUGUUGGGGAUGUUAUGGACAGGAGGCCUAAACUCAUGAAUGAAGAUGACGAAAGGUCCAACGCCGUUGAAAAUAAUGAAGAGCUUGCCCUUCUAGAAGGUGCCAACAAGGUGGCAGAUGCAGAUAAAAAGCAUGCGGACAACCCCUUUUCAUUUGACACCAUUAAGUUGUUUGACAAUGUUGAUGCGGUCAAGACAAAGCACCUAGUUUCACCGAGAGAACCUACACUGGGUAUUGGCUCUAUCUCACAUGUUCCCCGAUUUGCUCUAAGAUCCAAGAUGAUUGAAGAUUCAAAGAGUGGACUGCUCCUUUGGUUCAGCAUUCUUUCUCCGGUUUUAAAGCACAAGUGGGAACCUCCACCUUGAGGACAAGAUAUUCAAACUAUUGUCAUUUGGUGUUGUGCCUCAACCAUUCGGAGUACUGUAUUUGGUGGAUAACCAUGUUUUUUGCAUUCUAAUACAGUGGUCGUUCAAUAAAUCAUACAAUAGAAAGACUAAUCAAGAAAGACUGAUCAG